AAAUUUUUUGAAGACUUGGAUGAAUGGCAACAGUUUUUUGCACAGAUCAAACAAGCAGGUUGCUAUGAAGGUGUAGAGUUGCAUGGACUUGAAUUUGAUCAGAUGUCCAAGAGGCUAGAGACUGUUGCACUGAGCUCAACUUUUAGACAGAACAGACUUGACUAUGUUCACGCAAG
This is a messenger RNA of Candidula unifasciata, 176 nucleotides long. NCBI's taxonomy places the organism in Eukaryota, Metazoa, Mollusca, Gastropoda, Stylommatophora, Geomitridae. The record is from the annotation of a GenBank genome assembly.